ACGUGCUGCGGUCUGCAUUCCCCGCGCCGUCCGCCCUUCGCGCGUCGUGUCGUGGCGGCCGUCGGGGGCUCCUGGAACUGGAAGGAAGGAGACCCGGUCAGCCGGCCCCUCGUCCGGAGAAACCUCUCUCCUCCGGGAUCUCAUGUCGCCUCCCUUCACCUCCUAGUCCCCGGUGGAUGUGGAUCCAUACCGUGUCCUAACCCCACCACGCAGCGCGAGGGAGCAAAGGAGCCAUGGCGGCGGCCCAGCAUCGUCAGGCGUGGUGGCCGGGGCGGAUGGCGGCGGCGUUCGGGCCCUCCUUCCUCUGCCUCGUCUGCCUCAUCUACUUCAUCCAGGGUUUCAGGUCUUUCGUCUGGACAGCUGUCUCCUACCAAAUGAAGGACGUGAUGAAGCUAUCACCCUCCACAUCACAGUUUCUUGUCUCCCUUGCAUAUUUCCCUUGGAGCAUUAAACCUAUAUAUGGGAUCUUGUCAGACUGCAUUCCAAUUAAGCAGAGGAAGCGUAUACCCUAUUUGAUCAUUUCUAGCUGCCUUUCUCUACUUCCGUGGCUUAUCCUUGGACUAUCACAAAGUUUAAGGAGCUCAGCCAAUAUGCUAACUGCCUUGCUCGUAGUACAGAAUCUGGGAUCUGCAAUGGCAGAUGUUGUUAUAGAUGCAAUGGUUGCGGAAGCAGUUCGAUCAGCAGGGCCGGAGUUUGCUGGUGAUCUACAGUCAUUAUCUUGGUCAUCGAUGGCUGUAGGUGGGAUUUUCGGGAGCUUGCUGGGAGGAUAUGCAUUAUCCAAUCUCCCAAUACAUGCUAUAUAUGUUGUUUUCUCAGCCCUCCCAUUCUUGCAACUAGUUUCCUGUAUGUUUGUUGAGGAUUCUCCAAAAGGAUUCCACAGUGCCAAUGAUGAACACAAGUAUGCAGACAAUCAGAGUUCUGUUACUGCCUUUUCUGAAAAAGGCUCUAGUGAAGCACUUAGAUAUGAGGGCACUAGAAGGCGGAAGGGAACUCGUAAAAAUAAUAAAAGGAGAUCACUGUCAAAGCGAACUGAGUCUGAUGAGAAACACAAUGGGUCAAUUAAUUCUCUGCCAAGUUUGUCUCUGAGAUCAGCCUUCUUCAGUCUGUGCACAGCUUUUAAGCAGCCAAACAUUCUGCGGCCUAUGGCAUGGUUUUUCUUUUCAAAUGUAACAAUUCCAAAUAUCUCAACAGUCAUGUUCUAUUAUCAAACAGAGGACCUAAAUUUGGACGCAUCCUUUCUAGGGACUGCACGUGUGAUUGGAUGGUUCAGUCUAAUGCUUGGCACCUACACCUACAACCGCUAUUUUAAGCAGAAGAAGCUCAGAAAUAUUCUUGUGUUUGCUCAUGUCGGUCUUGCCGUAAUUACCCUACUGGACAUUGUUUUGGUGUCACGGUUACACGUUCAGUAUGGAAUUGCCGAUAAGUACAUGGUGCUGUGGGGUUCUGCUUUGGGUGAUGCAAUCAACCAGUUCAAGAUGAUGCCGUUCCUGAUCCUGUCAGGACAGCUUUGCCCGCCUGGAAUCGAGGGCACACUGUUUGCUCUCUUCAUGUCAAUCAACAACCUUGGUUCAACAGUAGGUUCAUUCCUGGGGUCUGCUCUGGCAUCAGCUUUGAACCUCACCACAGGACAGUUUGACAAUCUUGCUCUGGGUUUGGGUGUACAGAUGAUUUGUACUCUGUUACCGAUUGGGUUCCUAUCUCUGAUUCCAAAGGAAGUCACAGGACUAACAUCGUAGGUUGAGGGGUGUGGGCCUGACCAUACUUGUUUUAUUCCUGACGGAAGGUAAUGGUCUGUGCUUGAACCUCAAAUUCCUGACUCAUGCACAAAUAUACUUACAGCUCUGUACCAGAGUGAGGAAUAUACAGAUCAUAGGAAGGAAAUUAAAGAUGGAAGAUAGACAGUUUUGUUGACAGAUGUAUACAACUCUGUACCGGGAUGGGAGGAAAGAAGAGUGCAAUAGAUUUUUAGGGAAAGAUGAUAGUUGAUGCUACUUGACAUGUGUAGAAAUGAGAACAAACAUGAAAGUGAUGAAUAAAUCUGUGCACGUCUUUGGUUUUCA
Molecule: messenger RNA, 2060 nt
Organism: Sorghum bicolor (sorghum)
Lineage: Eukaryota; Viridiplantae; Streptophyta; Magnoliopsida; Poales; Poaceae
Product: probable folate-biopterin transporter 4
Exons: 7
Coding region: 234-1736 (500 amino acids)
Cellular component (GO): membrane
Source: RefSeq, a predicted model, not a curated record